GGAAGUGAUACGGGCGGCUAACUGGCUAGCUCAGUGCUAGCGAGUAAAUAUGAAGCUACAUCUGAAAAGUAGUUCUGUGUAUUGUCACAGGCUGGAAAAAGAUUGACGUUUUGUUCACGCACUGGUGAGUUGCACAGCCACACAAGGAAUCUGCAAUGGGCCAACGAAGGAGAGCGGCAGCUGUGAAUAAGCCUUCAUCUCACAGAGUCUCUGGGGCUUCUGCAGAGGCUGCCAGGGGCCCCAGCAGGAAGCACAGCAUCUGCAUGGUGUCUGACUUCUUCUAUCCGAAUAUGGGAGGAGUGGAAAGCCACAUUUACCAGCUAUCCCAGUGUUUGAUUGAAAAGGGACACAAGGUGGUGAUUGUCACCCAUGCCUAUGGCAGGAGGAAGGGUGUCAGGUACCUGACCAAAGGACUAAAGGUCUACUACCUCCCGCUGCAGGUGAUGUACAACCAGUCCACAGCCACCACCUGCUUCCACAGUCUGCCACUGCUGCGCUGUGUGUUUGUAAGGGAACGCAUCACUGUGGUACACGCACACAGCUCGUUCUCCGCCAUGGCCCAUGAUGCACUUUUCCAUGCUAAGACCAUGGGCCUUAACACGGUGUUCACUGACCACUCGCUCUUCGGCUUUGCUGAUGUGAGCUCUGUGCUGACCAACAAGCUUCUCACUGUGUCGCUGUGUGACACCAACCACAUUGUGUGCGUGUCAUACACCAGUAAGGAGAACACAGUGCUCCGUGCAGCACUCAACCCAGAGAUAGUGUCUGUUAUUCCCAACGCUGUUGACCCUACGGACUUUACCCCCGACCCCUCCCAGCGCAGAGACGACAGGAUCACUAUUGUUGUGAUCAGCCGUCUUGUCUACCGCAAAGGAAUUGAUCUUCUUGGUGGGAUAAUCCCAGAGCUCUGCCUCAAACAUCCAGAUCUGCAUUUCAUAAUUGGUGGAGAGGGACCAAAGCGACUUGUGCUGGAGGAAGUGAGAGAGAAAUACCAACUGCAUGACAGGGUGCGUCUGCUGGGGGCGCUGGAGCAUAAAGAUGUUCGUGGAGUUCUGGUGCAGGGUCACAUCUUCCUCAACACAUCUCUGACUGAAGCGUUCUGCAUGGCCAUUGUGGAAGGCGCCAGCUGUGGACUGCAGGUGGUUAGCACUCGAGUCGGAGGCAUUCCUGAGGUGUUACCUGAGGACUUGAUUACCCUGUGUGAGCCUACUGUGCGGUCAUUGUGUGCUGGUCUGGAGACAGUCAUUGCCAAGCAGCGUUCGGGGUCUGUCCCCUCCCCCGCCUCCAUCCAUGCUUCUGUGCAAAACCUCUACACCUGGAGAAACGUUGCAGAGAGGACUGAAAAGGUGUACGACCAAGUGUCUAGAGAGGAGGUGCUUCCGCUGGACAGACGGUUACAGAGGCUGAGGGGUCACUGCGGCCCAGUCGCUGGCUCCAUCUUUGCAUUUGCGGCCGUUUUAGACUUCCUCUUCCUGCUGCUUCUGCGGUGGUUGGUGCCAGACAGGGUCAUGGACGUCGCCGUGGACGCCACCGGCCCUCACGGACUGUGGAGGCAGGAACCAGGCAGUGAAGUCAGUGCCACGAAGCGAGCAGCAGAACCAGAUAUCCCUUCCUACUGAUCACUCCACACCCCUGCCUCACUUCUAGCUGCUUACGUGGUGUCAUAUGCCGUCUGUGUGGUGCAGACCGACAUCUGGAACAUGGCUCCUAAAUGCUCAUGAUAACCCCAAACAUUGUUUACAUUCACUUAUCAAAAGGGACCUUGUGUGGAAGCAUUUUAUCAAAGACUUAUCAAAGAUUUUUUUUUUAUAUAUAUAUUUAAUGAUUAAAAUGGAAAUCUAUGGCACUUCUUGGAGCUUCAAAAGCCUCUUUGUUGAUUUGAAAUACACUCUUUAGAUUGCACUGAACAGAGGGAGUAAAAGGGCUGGUUUAUUGUUCUCUUACAGGGAAACUAAAUGGCAGUAGCUUAUUUUCAGAUUGAUGCAUUACAUACCUCAUAUAGAACAAAGGUGUUGUGGGUAAAUUCAGUUUGUGCAAAGCUGUGUAUCAGUGCAUUUUGCUUUAUUUGUCUGAUUUUGUCCUCAUGAUAACACUCCUUUGUUUAAUAAUUGUAUAUUUAUAUGAAGCCUGGGAGCUUUUUCAGAUGACCACAUGCCUCCCAGGUAAGCCACUCUGAAAAAUAAAGUGUACUUU
Messenger RNA from Chelmon rostratus (copperband butterflyfish), 2193 nucleotides. It is a transcript of the gene piga, whose product is annotated as phosphatidylinositol glycan anchor biosynthesis, class A. Gene Ontology annotation, molecular function: phosphatidylinositol N-acetylglucosaminyltransferase activity. The transcript has 7 exons. The record is from RefSeq and is a predicted model, not a curated record. The coding region runs from base 156 to 1619 and encodes 487 amino acids. Gene Ontology annotation, biological process: GPI anchor biosynthetic process. Gene Ontology annotation, cellular component: glycosylphosphatidylinositol-N-acetylglucosaminyltransferase (GPI-GnT) complex. Lineage: Eukaryota; Metazoa; Chordata; Actinopteri; Chaetodontiformes; Chaetodontidae.